GCAUCUGCGUCUGUGUGCAAAUAUUUAAUCAUGACAAUAUUUAGUUUGAGGGUCCCUUUGAAGCCUUCAAGAUUAUCUUAUUUGAAGGACGAUUUGGUGCUCCUGGACAAGAUUAUCUUAUUUGAACAAGCAAAACCAAUCGUCUCCUCUUAGAACUACAAGUAGCCCCUGAAAUUCUGUCAACACUCUGUCAGAAAAUCAUACCAUACUUGAAAUCAAAUAGAAAGUGUUGAAACUUGUCUUACAAAUAACUGUAGAACUGAUCUCCGAGUUAGCUGUGUAAAACCACUUUACAAUGUACGCCACAAGAAUAAUAAUAACAAAAGAAUGACAGACUCAAGCUGUGGAUACAUCUUUUUUGUUGUUGUAAGGCAACAGUAGAUAGAGAAGCAUCAUAGCAGUACUUUCAGGGCUCUGAAUUCUGAUAAAGCAGCCUUGUAUUCUAUUUGUUUCUUCAUUUUCCAAAAAACAAUCUUUUAUGCUUUGAGUGUGUCCUACCAAAUCAUGCUCUUGGGCAUCAACCCAAUUGCAAAAUGAAUUAAUUCUAUUCUAUAUCAGGCCUGCCCAGUAACAAGACUCAAGUAUGAUGGCGAUUUUAAAUAUAAGAUUGCCUGCUUAUUUAGUGCCCCAUUCAUGCCCUCCCCCAUGUCUUUUUCUCCGCUGAGCAACAUUUUAAAGACCACUUCCUCUACGUCCUUCUCUUUGUUGUCUCUCGUUGUCUAAACCAUGCUUUCUCCAACAAGGAAGGCCAUGACAAUGGCUGCUCUUAUUCUUCAUCUUUGCAUUUGCAAGGAGAUUGUUCCCUCUUAUGCUCAAUCUGACAAGAUUAUCAGCCUUCCAGGGCAGCCCCCAGUGGGGUUUCAUCAGUUUUCAGGUUAUAUUCAUGUAGAUGACCAAAAGCACAGAGCACUGUUUUACUACUUUGUUGAGGCAGAAACUGACCCUUCUUCGAAGCCUUUGGUUCUCUGGCUGAAUGGAGGGCCUGGUUGUUCUUCCCUGGGAGUUGGGGCGUUCUCAGAAAAUGGACCUUUUAGGCCAAACGGGGAGGUUUUAGUGAAAAAUGAAUACAGCUGGAACCGAGUAGCAAACAUGUUAUACUUAGAGACACCAGCAGGAGUUGGGUUCUCUUAUGCUCAUGAUAGCGCUUCUCAUGGGACAAUGGACGACGAGGCCACAGCAAAAGACAAUCUCAUAUUCUUGCAAAGGUGGUUCAACAAGUUCCCUCAUUACAAGCAUAGAGCUAUAUUUCUAACAGGGGAGAGUUAUGCAGGUCAUUACAUUCCUCAACUGGCAAGGCUUAUGACUGAAUUGGACAGAAAGGAGAAGAUAUUUAACCUGAAGGGAAUUGCUCUAGGGAAUCCGGUUUUAGAGUAUGCCACAGACUUGAAUUCAAGGGCGGAGUUCUUUUGGUCGCAUGGAUUGAUAUCAGACUCCACUUACACAUUGUUCACUGCUGCUUGUAACUAUUCCCGAUACGUUAGUGAGUACUACAGAGACUCCAUCUCAGGGGUUUGUUUGAGGGUGAUGACCCAAGUCAAUACAGAAACCAGUAAAUUCGUGGACAAAUAUGACGUUACUCUUGAUGUCUGUAUUCCUUCAGUGCUCUCGCAGUCCAAGUAUUUAAGCCCACAGCAUGUCCGAGAGAGGAUAGAUGUUUGCAUUGAAGAUGAAACUGUUAAAUAUCUGAACCGAGAGGAUGUGAAAAAGGCUCUUCACGCCCGUCUUGUCGGAGUCCACAACUGGGCUGUCUGCAGCGAAGCCCUGGACUACGAGCUUCUCAACCUGGAAAUUCCUACCAUUUCCAUUGUUGGGUCACUUGUUAAAGCCGGCAUACGGGUCUUGAUUUACAGUGGCGAUCAGGAUUCAGUAAUUCCAUUGAUGGGUAGUCGUCGGUUGGUUGAUAGGUUGGCAACAGAGCUGGGUCUUAACACUAGUGUUCCAUACGGUGCUUGGUUCCAGGGAAAGCAGGUCGCAGGUUGGACCCAAGUUUAUGGUGGUAUCCUUUCAUUCGCGACCAUUCGAGGUGCCUCUCAUGAAGCACCAUUCUCGCAACCUCAAAGGUCACUUCUGCUAUUCAAGUCGUUUCUGGAUAACAGGCCUCCACCCCAAGUUUUCUGAUGCAGACUUAAUGUAAAAGAGACGAUCAAGCAUUCUUGGCAAUGAAAAACAACCUCCCAUUUGCAAUUCA
Cucurbita pepo subsp. pepo (vegetable marrow) is the source of this 2188-nucleotide messenger RNA. The record is from RefSeq and is a predicted model, not a curated record. Lineage: Eukaryota; Viridiplantae; Streptophyta; Magnoliopsida; Cucurbitales; Cucurbitaceae.